Molecule: messenger RNA, 702 nt
Organism: Lycium barbarum (goji berry)
Lineage: Eukaryota; Viridiplantae; Streptophyta; Magnoliopsida; Solanales; Solanaceae
Exons: 1
Coding region: 1-702 (233 amino acids)
Source: RefSeq, a predicted model, not a curated record
AUGCAUGCCUCUGAUACAGAAUCAGUAGAGUUAGCUUCUUAUAGGUUGUGGGAUAUGGCAGCAGUAUGGUAUGAAUCCUGGCGACGGUCGAGAGGGCAGAAUGCACCUCCAGCAGUAUGGUUCGAGUUCACCAGAGCCUUUUUAGCUCAUUAUUUGCCCGCCGAGAUCCGUAGGGCCAGGGUUGAUGAGUUUCUAUUGCUUCGCCAAAAUAAUAUGAGUAUUCGGGAAUAUAGUUUGAAGUUUAACUCUUUGGCCAGAUAUGCUCAGGCAAUUGUGGCUGAAAUGGAAGAUAGAGUACAUCGUUUCGUGACUGGGCUUGGGCCCCACCUGAUUAAGGCUUGCAUGACGGCCUCACUUCAGGACGGCAUGGAUAUUGCUCGUAUUCAGGGAUAUGCUCAGAAUCUGGAGGAACUUCAACGUCAGGCCAAGCAAGACCCGGAUAGGGGUCGUCAUAAGCAGGCAAGGUCUGCAGGUUAUUCAGGCGAUUAUCAGGGAGGUUAUAGGCCUCAUUAUUCCAAACGACCAGCCUCUUCAGUAGUUAGUGUGCCUUCUCAUUUUCAGGGGCAACGGUAUGACCGAUCCAUUUACUCUAGACUAGGUCAGAGGUCAAGGGCGCCCGCUACUUCCUAUAGGAGAGAGACUAAUCAGGCAAGGCCUCCAUUGCCCCGUUAUGACCAGUGUGGUAAGGGCCAUUCUGGCUAG